CACAAGAUGGGGUUCACCGUAAAGGACAUGAGCUUUAAGGCCGGGAUGGAGAUGAAGGUCUCUGGAAAGAUUAAACCAGACUGUGACGCGUUCUCCAUCAACCUCGGUCACGACUCAGACACGAUCGCUCUUCACUUCAGCCCUCGCUUUAACAGCAACGUCAUCGUGUGCAACUCCAAGCAGGGCGACUGGGGCGCCGAACAUCGCGAACCCUGCUUCCCCUUUCAACAGGGCGAAGAGUUCAAGCUGAGCAUCACCUUCAACAACGACACCUUCUACAUCAAGCUCCCGGGGGGCACCAUGAUGAGCUUCCCCAACCGCUUCGGCGACGACGUCUUCAAACACAUCCACGUGAUGGGAGACGUGAAGAUCACCAGCAUUAAGGUCAAGUGAGCAGGAAGUGACGUCCUCCUGUGGUUCCUCAUGUGUCAGACCUCACUCCACUGAAUGUACCAAAUAAAUCCACUGACAGAAUGUGACUCGCUG
This is a messenger RNA of Carassius carassius (crucian carp), 486 nucleotides long. Its product is annotated as galectin-2-like. NCBI's taxonomy places the organism in Eukaryota, Metazoa, Chordata, Actinopteri, Cypriniformes, Cyprinidae. The coding region runs from base 7 to 393 and encodes 128 amino acids. The record is from RefSeq and is a predicted model, not a curated record. The transcript has 4 exons. Gene Ontology annotation, molecular function: galactoside binding; carbohydrate binding; laminin binding.